AUGGCAAAUCCGAUACAGAGAAGCCUUCCACUCGGGGACACGUCUCAACUCCCAAACAUCAUCGGAACAACCCUCUUGCUCAUUCUAGCAUAUGUCGGCUACUCUUUCCUCUCGUCAACAAGGGCCUAUCCAAACAUUCCUCUUAUCAUCGGUAAAGGUGGGAUUGAAGAAUCAAGGCAAAAGUUCCGCGAACAGUCUGUCAAAUUCCUUGACACUGCUCUGAAACAAGUCAACGAUGUCUGCCAAGUUUGGACGGACGGUGGCCUCAAGAUUUUGAUACCGACGAAGUACAUCAAUGAGAUCCGCAACGACAAAAGGCUAGAUUUUCUCGAAGUUGUCAGGAAUGAGAACCUCGCUCAUUAUCGCAGCUUUUCCCCGUCAUACUUACCCAUGAAACACAACCACGUCACUGAUGCCAUUAGGACCAAACUAACCCAGUCACUCGGUAAAAUCACCGAGGGGCUUUCGGAAGAAACUGACUUCGCAUUGAAAAACCUCUUCCCUCCAAGCAAAGAAUGGGUGGUUACGAAACCUUUCUACCCCAUCGCUGUCGAUUUUGUAUCACAACUUUCCGCACGCGUCUUCCUCGGAGACAAGCUUUGCCGUGACCCCGAGUGGAUCCGCGUUUCCGGGGACUACACUGGCGCAAUUUUCAUGUCCAUCCAGAGCUUGCGCAAGUACCCAAAGUUCCUCCAGCCGAUUAUGUACUACCUGGGCCUUAUUCCCGAGAUCAAAGCCCUGGACAAGCUGGAGGAAAAGGCCACCGAGAUAAUCGAAAAGGAAGUCGCCAGGCAGAACGCCUUGGGCCCGGACAACGUCGACUCCAACUCGCUAAAGUGGUUCGCCGACGUAGCCAAGCAGAAGAAGAUCUCCGAAUACAACCCCGUCUUCGCGCAGCUCGCCCUGACCAUCGCCGCCAUCCACACCACCUCCAUGUCGCUGACCAACGUUCUCUUCGACCUCAUCGCCCACCCGGACCUCAUCGCCGAGCUGCGCCAGGAGAUCAUCGCCGUCAUCGGCACCGACGGCUGGAAGAAGACCAGCCUCGGCAACCUGCGCCUCAUGGAUUCCGCCCUCAAGGAGAGCCAGCGCCUCAACCCGCCCGACGCCUUCUCGAUGCGGCGCAGGGCGACCGAGGACAUCCGGCUGUCGAGCGGCGUCGUCAUCAAAAAGGGCGCCAUGGUCGUCGUCCCGCCGCGCAUCCUCCGCGACGCUGAAUUGUACCCGGAUCCGGAUGCGUACGACGGCCGGCGCUGGUACCGCUUGCGGCAGGAGCCCGGCAAUGAGAUGAAGUUUCAGUUCGUCCAGACGUCGGCUGAGAUGCAUGGGUUCGGACAUGGCGAGCAUGCUUGUCCGGGCAGGUUCUUUGCCAGCAAUGAGCUGAAGAUUGCGCUGUGCCAUAUGCUUAUGAAGUAUGAUUGGGAGUACGCGGACGCCAGGGAGCGGCCGGAGACUAUCACGAAGGCGGAGUUGAUUAUGCCCGAUCCGACGGUGAGGCUGAGAUACAAAUCGAGGGAGCCGGAGAUUGCUCUCUGA
Molecule: messenger RNA, 1536 nt
Organism: Lasiodiplodia theobromae
Lineage: Eukaryota; Fungi; Ascomycota; Dothideomycetes; Botryosphaeriales; Botryosphaeriaceae
Product: Cytochrome P450
Exons: 4
Coding region: 1-1536 (511 amino acids)
Molecular function (GO): heme binding; monooxygenase activity; iron ion binding
Source: RefSeq, a predicted model, not a curated record